Messenger RNA from Aphanomyces astaci, 1791 nucleotides. RefSeq lists its product as hypothetical. Gene Ontology annotation, molecular function: nucleic acid binding. NCBI's taxonomy places the organism in Eukaryota, Oomycota, Saprolegniomycetes, Saprolegniales, Verrucalvaceae. The transcript has 5 exons. The coding region runs from base 1 to 1791 and encodes 596 amino acids. The record is from RefSeq and is a predicted model, not a curated record.
AUGCACAUCUCUGCGGACGUCUUUCAUGAGCGUGAGCAUAUCACGUUGGAAUGGGAUGAUGCACUUCGCGCUUUGUCCACCGAGGGUGGUUCGUUUCGCAUUGCGUCUAGUUGCCACAAGCUUUGCGCGCUGAUCCAGCCAAGUCGAGAGAGUACUUCGAGGCACGGCGUUCAGCGCGCAAAACUUGCGACAACUGAUGCCAUGUUUGUCGAAGAGUCGAAGAAGCUCGCUACUGUUUUAGGCAAUUCUGGGUCGAAAGCUCGGCGAUCCGCUGAAGUAAUUGAAGCGACGAUUAAGGUCGUGUCCCAAGAAGAUCGCCAAACACUGCGCUCCCUCGCCGCACACAAUGGCAUACCCAAGACGACCAUCAUGCGCCACAUGCCAGCAACCAAGAAGCUCAUGGCGCGAUCAAGUCAUCUCAAACCAUUCUUGACGGUCGCCAACAAGACCGAGCGCCUGCGCUUUGCGAUGAAUUUUCUCUUGCCUGGGUCAAAAGGGAGACACUUCUUUGACGCGAUGUACAAUCAGGUAUAUAUCGAUGAGAAGUGGUUCUUUUUGACUCAGGUUAAGAGAACAUUCUACGUAUACGAAGAUGAUGAACUGGCCCAUCGCGCCGCCAAAUCCAAACGAUUUAUCACAAAAGUGAUGUUUUUGGCCGCCGUUGCACGUCCCCGGUACGAUCCCCGCCUACGACAAGAAUUCGAUGGCAAGCUGGGCAUUUGGCCGUUUGUCCAACGCGUGCCAGCAGCUAGAAAUACCUGCAGUACCAGAAGAGAACUUGUGCAAUCGAGGAACUCAUUGGUGCUGUUGACUGUGCAUUUUUUGAGAUGCUGUCAAAACUCUGGCGAAGAAUUUGUCACGCUACAAAAGGUUAUGGAAACAUCCAUGGAGGUGCUCGGGGGCAAUAACUAUAAGCUUCCGCACCUCAAAAAGGAUUGUACGAUUCAAGACCUGUCGACUUUCAAAGUUCAUUAUGCUGCGUCAACGUACAAUAGCGUUCAUGCUCAAUUGAAUUCGCAAGUCGAAAAACCCAUGGACUCCUUUUCUAUCGUGACACGCCUCCAACAACAAGUCGCCGACGACGUUCACGCAUUGGACGAGAUGGGCCAAGUCUGCCACGCCGCUCCCUCCCAACAUGUCGAGGAGGCCGAUGACUCCCCCACGCCCGUCAUCGACAGCUUCUUCAGUCAAGGCGGAAAUGCAUCACUGUCGACCAUGACAACUCAGUCCGAGUUUAAAUCCAUUUGGGCCAUUGUUGAGUCAGCCAUGCACCGAUGUGAAGUUCUAACCAUCGUACCGUCCGACGGGCCGAUUCGACGAAGUCAAGCACUACUUUCAGUUAAACACAAGCUGUAUGGCCUCAAGCUCGAGUACUCCGUAGCAUACCCAGGUGUGCCUGUUGAUAUGUCCGAACACAGUCCUGGAUCUGUGGCGGAUGUGACAAUGUUCAUGCAUCGCCGGCAUGUUCAUCAAGACAUGCUUAGCAAGACAGCGUCUCAGAUGGAAGAGGGUGAUCAUGACGAAUGUGCCGAGGAAUAUCCAGACUCGUGGAGCAUACUGGUGCACAUGGGCUACCAAAGGAUCCAAUACCAAGUGCGGUCCAUGCAAGCGAAAACCUCAAGGAGGCCUCUCACUGCACGAGAGCUUGAACCAAAUUCUCGAGUGUCAUCGGAUCGAGUCAUGGUGGAGAACUACUUUGGACGCAUAUGCAGCCUUUGGAAGAUCAUGCGUGAAACGUACAAGUGGAACAAACCUCGUUUUGACCGAAUUUCAAGGUUGUGCGUUAACUAA